UCACCUAUUGCGUAAGGCCUUCGCGAAUGUUACAGCUCGAUUCAUGGCCACCGACUAGUAAAACCUUAAUAACUCACCCGCCGGAUUCGUCCUCUCUAUCCGUUAGCAACCGACACGACCGUAUAUUGUAGCUCAUGGGCCUUCUUCUACCCGUGCCCUCUGCUCCGGCGACAUGACGCCUCUAAAUGCCUUCAGCACCGCCCCGAGUCGUCCCAUGCCGAUAUCUAUGAUACCGGAAUCCUCCUCUCCUCCAGAGAUCCUCCGGUUAUCGAACCGGAACCCGGACGAGAAUUACCAGCCGCCUGCCUGCUCGAUUGAGCAGUCUUAUCGUCCUUGGGAUGGAGAGCCUCUCUCUAUCAACACCAAUCGCGUGUUGCGAGACACGUCCGCUAUGUCGCCCAUGCCGCCCAUGCCGCCCAUGCCGCCCAUAUCGUCCAUGAGGGAAAGGCGAUCCGCUCCCGCUAGCCCUCUAAGAUUAACAAUGCCUUUUAUUUCCCCUGCCCAGCUCGCAUUCUCCGCAAUGCAGUUCCUACCCGUCCCUGUGCUGGUUUUAAACAACCUGAAGACCGUCGUCCUGGCAAACGAAGCUAUGGGAAAGAUGUUAGGUAUGGUACCGGACUCGCUUCUGCCAAUGGACGACCCGGCCGUAAUUUGCGAGUCCCUCCGGGGACAGACCCUCUCGCAGAUCGGUAUCGAUAUGGUGCAGGACGGUAGACCGGUUUGGGUUUCGUGGGAGUACUUCCUAGAUGAAUUAGUGCUCGAGAUGGGCGCGAAGCACGCGAAGGAAAGCUCGAUGUCGCAAGCCAAUGAUAUCAAUUGCAACGGCGAGACUAACGGUGAGGCUACGAGUACGGCAGAGGGUGCAAAAGUAGAAUCACCCGGUGGCCUCCUGAGCAAGCCAGCAACGGAUUCUGCCGUUGACGUUGUCGUGCUGCCUAAGAUUGUGAAUCAAUCUGAAAUGCCCAGAUCAAAACGAGCCGAGCUUCAGAUAUACGCCAAGAUGAUAAUUACAAUAUGGGAGAUUGAAAAUAAUCAGACCUACUAUACUCUAACAUUUACCAAUAACGGCUUAGGACCCUCGUCGUUCCCGAGUAGGCGGGUCCGUAUCGCCCGACCUUCUACGCUCGAGGCUGCGGAGCGUAAAUCUAUCCUGAAUUCUAACCCCCCUUCCCUCGGCUCGGGUCAUUCUUCUAGUUCCCCUUCUUUCACAAAUAGUCCCGGCUCCGUCUCGGUCUCGGCAAGCCUGUUCCCGCCCAUGGGUCCCCCGUCCCGACUGCCUCAGUCUAGCACCCCAUCGUUCCUACAAAAGAUGACUAUCAUCAAGGAUGCUCUUCUUGAUAAGACCGAGACGCCUAUAUUUUCCAUGUGGGUCGAUGGUAGUGUCCCAGUCAUGAAUAGAGCGGCUCGAGACCUCUUCACGACUAUGAAGGGUGAGGAGUGCACCGACGGAUACGACCUGCUUGCCCGAUGGGAGCUUUGGGACGGCGACUUUACGAGAAAGUACGAGCAGUCUGAAUCUCCCAUUUCCGUACUUCUUCGGGAUCGAAAGCCAUUCUCUUCCUGGAGAAUUGGUAUGGAAAGCAAAACUAAGGAAACCAGAAUUGUAUACGACGCGCUGGGAGAGCUGAUCACCAGUGACGAGACCGGGGAAGUUAUCGCGGGUAUUGUCACCUUCCGAGACGUAACUCGCCUGACUCAAGAGAUCGCGGAUAUUAAAAUCGCUGACGAGGAGAGAUUCAAACUGAUCUGCGACACCAUGCCUCAGAUGGUUUGGACGACCAAACCUAAUGGGGUGUAUGAUUUCUUUAACAGCCGCUGGUACGAUUAUACUGGCUUGUCGGUGGAAGAGUCCUUGGGCCACGGUUGGAAGAGUCCGUUCCAUCCCGAUGAUAUGCCCAUGACAUCCAAACGCUGGGAGCGUAGCCUAGCUACGGGAGAAGCCUUUACUACCGAAUAUCGAUGUCGCAGCAAGGACGGCGAAUGGAGGUGGAUGCUAGGACGUGCAUUACCGCUAAGAAAUAAGCGCACGGGGCGGAUCGAGAAGUGGUUCGGAACCUCUACGGAUGUCCACGAGGCCCUGGAGGCAAAGAUGGCUGCGAAACAAACUAGGGCGCAGCUUCUCAGCGUCCUUACGCAUGCGCAGACUACAAUAUUCGCUGUAGAUCGAGAUCUCAAGCUCACUAUGUUAGAAGGCGCAGUGACUUGGCUCUCAGGGAAGCUCGAUUCGACGAGCAAUGAUACCGAGAGGCCUGAUCUGCCGACAUUCGUUGGAAAAGGCAUAGAGGAAGUGUUUACGGGGCUAAACCCGAAGUCGCUUCCUAGCGAAGUUUCUGCAUUCCUCGAACCCGUGAAACGUAUAUUGGCUGGCCAGCAGACGACAGAAACUGUUCACGAGCACAGAUUGGACGGUUGCUUCUAUCGUACUCGGUUUCUGCCCCACAUCGAGAAAUCCUCGCAGGAUGGUGUGACUAGCAAAACGGAUAUCAAGGGCGCUAUUGGCGUUAUUAUGGACGUUACCGAACUGAAAAAGCGAGAGCAGGAUCUAGAAGAGCAGGUCAAAGAGAAGAGGCAGCUUAAAGCCAACGAAGCGGCAGCUAAAGAAGCAAGCCGUCUAAAGAGCCAAUUCUUAGCAAACAUGUCCCACGAAAUCCGAACACCAAUUACCGGCGUGAUAGGAAUGGCUGAGCUUCUUCUCGACUCGCCUUUGGACGAGGAACAGCGGGAGUACGCGGAGAACCUGGGUCGGUCUGCGAAUGCCUUACUAACCGUCAUCAACGACAUUCUGGACUUCUCCAAGGUUGAGUCUGGUCGUCUUGAUAUCGAAGAGGUUCAAUUCUCUCUUUCAGUGAUAGUGCAAGAUGUCUCCAAGAUGCUGAGCUUCGCGGCUGGGAGGAAGAGCUUGGACUUCCGCUCUGAUAUAUCAAGCGAUAUCGAAAAUGACCUCGUGGUUCUUGGUGACCCCGGACGCGUUCGGCAGAUUAUUACGAAUUUACUCACUAAUAGCAUCAAGUUCACCAACGGCGGCUACGUUAAAUUCUCGGUAUGGAAGGAAAAGGAAUCAAAUGAUACGAUCGAGAUAAAAUUCGUGAUCGAGGAUACCGGUAUCGGAAUUGAGGAAGAUGUUCUCAAGCGCUUAUUCCAACCAUUUAGCCAAGGUGAUCCCUCCACGGCUAGGAAGUUUGGAGGGACAGGGCUAGGAUUGACGAUCUCGAAGAACCUGGUCGAUCUAAUGCGUGGAAGGAUUACACUGGAAUCAACUGUAGGCAACGGCACGACGGCGACUUUUUGGAUACCUUUCAACAAACCGCAGACUCCCGAGAGAGACGCGCUCGUCGAUAUUGGUCGGCUACCUGAGCGACUACAGUCCGAGAUGAGCGUCUCGUGUAAUAGUUCGGAACACGAGUUUUUCUUGGGAUCACCACAACCGGAUUUAUUGCAGGGCACGUUGGAUAAACCCAGGCGACAUCGAAAGAGACCUACCAAUUUGAUGGCACCGUUCGCGUUUGAAAGUGACGACCUUCCCAGGGGCGAACGCGCCAAGGUGCAAGUACUUGUCGUCGAGGAUAACGCGGUUAAUCAACAGAUCGCAACCAAGACCAUCAAGAAGCUCGGUUUCAGCGUUUGUGCGGCCUGGAACGGUAAGGAGGCGCUAGAUCAUCUCGAGGCUUGCAGGGAGGGAAGACGCCCCAAGCCAGACAUAAUUUUGAUGGACGUGCAGAUGCCCGUAAUCGACGGAUAUAAAUGUACGCACAUACUGCGACAUCACGUACCAUACAAGAGCUACACCAACGAUGUGCCCAUCGUGGCCAUGACGGCUUCGGCAAUACAAGGAGAUAGGGAGAAGUGUACAAAGGCUGGUAUGGAUGACUACCUUUCGAAACCAGUUAAAAGCAAUAUACUGGAAAGGAUGCUGGUUAGGUGGAGUAAAUCAGGUCGAAAGGUAGAGUCGACGCAAUCUUCCUCCGCCGACCCGUCCGCUUCGGACUGUUCGGAAUCAGCAGGCCACUGUAUCAGCGCCGACAUACCUACUCUGGCUACUUACGGCUUCUCUGAUUAUAAUCCUCAAACACCGGAGGAGCUUCCAGGAGAAAGCGAUCAGGACGCCACCGGGGAAGACGAUCGUACGAAUCUACUUACACCAAGACCGAUUAACGCACGGGUGGGCUCACACGAAGUGAACACGUUCCCUUUUGGAAUCUCUAAGCCAUCUAGGCAACUGGACAGCGACGAGCUGGCUAUGCAGCUGCGAGAUGAUAAGCUCAUCGACGCCGCGGAUGGUAGCAACGGCAAGAAUACUACUGGAGCUCCGCCCAUUGCCCACUCAUUCCCCGAGGGCGAUUCUUUGACGGAAGAGAACGUGCAAAAACUCGAACAGGUGGGCGCGAGGGGUUCACCUGUUAGGGAGAUAUACGAUAUUGAAAAGACGUCAAAACCGCAAUGAAAUAAGCAGGUCAACUUUGCUACAUUUCCACUCACACACACGAUAAGAGCUAGGGUUUUUUUGGUGAUUUUGCCGGGGAGCUCAUCGAUAUACGACUCUGGGUACUCCCCGGUAUCCUUUCUACAGCCGGCGUUGAAUGAGGAACGGAAUCGGACUUGAUAAAGCUAGGAAUCGGAGUCGGCACGGGGCGGCAAUGACACAUUUCGCUUCGGAGGAAUAUAUACUCCCACCGGCUUGGACAGGCGUUAGCGGAUACGGACAGAUCCUACGGUAGGUAAAAUAGGGGCUUGCAUGAUGGUUGCUUCAACGGGCUUUUAUGCAUUUGGGGGGUGGUUGAACAUGGAGCUUAAUGUCUACAUGUACCUAGCUAGGACAUUGUUAGAGGUGCCCGUGCUGUUCGCACUAGUAUUUGCAUAUUAAA
Molecule: messenger RNA, 4862 nt
Organism: Daldinia caldariorum
Lineage: Eukaryota; Fungi; Ascomycota; Sordariomycetes; Xylariales; Hypoxylaceae
Exons: 4
Coding region: 173-4441 (1422 amino acids)
Biological process (GO): phosphorelay signal transduction system; phosphorylation
Molecular function (GO): protein binding; phosphorelay sensor kinase activity
Source: RefSeq, a predicted model, not a curated record